AUGGUGACCAAGUUCCAUCAGCAUGUCCUGGCCUUGGUGUUUGCCAUAAAUGAGAUCAACCAAAAUCUCAGAAUCUUGCCCAAUGUUACUCUUGGAUAUCACAUCUAUGACAACUACCACGACAUGAAGAUGACGUAUCGCACCACUCUUGAUCUACUCUGUAAAUCACAUCGGUAUUUUCCUAACUAUGAAUGUGAUAACCACAAAAACUUGGUAGCCAUCAUUGGGGGACUUAAUUCUGAUAUCUCUUUCUGCAUGGCAGACAUCCUAAGUCUCUACAAGAUACCACAGGUCAGACCUGUUCAAGGAACAAAGACAGUGAAGAUCAAUGAAACAUGUACUGGGGAGGAGAGACUGGAGAGUCUUCCCGAGCACCUUUUUGAAUUGCACAUGACAGGCUACAGUUACAGCAUCUACAAUGCAGUCUAUGCUGUGGCACAUAGUUUGCACGCAAUGUAUUCAUCCAAAUCCAGUGACAGAUCAAUGGACAGGGGUCAAGGAGCGGAAUGGCAUGAUCUCCAGUCUUGGCAGAUGGUGUCCAUUUCUUUGUGCAAUGACUACUGCAACCCUGGCUUUCACAAGAGGAGGAAGGAAGGGGAGACAUUUUGUUGCUAUGAUUGUGUUCCUUGCCCAGAAGGGAGGAUUUCAAGCCAGAAGGAUAUGGACGAUUGCACCAAAUGCCAAAGUGGUCAGUAUUCAAACAAGGACCAAGAUGGAUGCAUUCCCAAGACCUUAAACUUCCUGUCUUUUGAUGAACCUUUAGGAAUUUCUUUGGCUUCCAUAGCUGCUUCUUUAGUUCUUCUCACAACUGUAGUAUUAGGAACUUUUAUUAAGCACAAAAACACUCCUGUUGUCAAAGCCAACAACCUGGACAUCACCUACGCACUUCUCAUUUCCCUCCUGUUCUGCUUCCUCUCUUCCUUGCUAUUUGUUGGGCAACCAAGUCAGGUGACCUGCUUCUUUCGACUGUCAACUUUCAGCAUUGUCUUUUCAGUGGCUGUUUCCUGUGUGUUGGCCAAAACCAUCACUGUGGUUGUUGCUUUCAUGGCCACUAAACCAGGAUCCAGCAUGAAGAGGUGGCUAGGGAAAUGGCUGGCUAAGUCAGUCGUCCUUUCUUGCUCCCUCAUUCAGGUGGGCAUUUCUAUAGUGUGGCUAGCAACCUCACCACCGUUCCCAGAUUUUGACACACUGUCAUUGACUGAAGAGAUCAUAGUAGAAUGUAAUGAAGGGUCUGUUUUCAUGUUCUACAUUGUUCUGGGUUAUAUGGGACUUCUAUCCAUCAUGAGUUUGACUGUGGCUUUCCUAGCUAGGAAGUUGCCGAACAGUUUUAAUGAAGCCAAGUUCAUCACCUUCAGCAUGUUGAUCUUUUGCAGUGUUUGGGUGUCUUUUGUUCCAACCUAUCUCAGCACCAAAGGGAAAUCCAUGGUAAUGGUAGAAAUCUUCUCUAUCUUGGUGUCCAGUGCUGGGUUAUUAGGCUGUAUAUUUUUCCCCAAAUGCUUCAUUAUUGUGUUGAGACCUGAGCUGAACAGGAGAGAGGAACUAAUAAGGAGAAAAAGAUAA
Molecule: messenger RNA, 1560 nt
Organism: Heteronotia binoei (common prickly gecko)
Lineage: Eukaryota; Metazoa; Chordata; Lepidosauria; Squamata; Gekkonidae
Product: vomeronasal type-2 receptor 26-like
Exons: 4
Coding region: 1-1560 (519 amino acids)
Biological process (GO): G protein-coupled receptor signaling pathway
Cellular component (GO): membrane
Molecular function (GO): G protein-coupled receptor activity
Source: RefSeq, a predicted model, not a curated record